Messenger RNA from Suncus etruscus (white-toothed pygmy shrew), 4445 nucleotides. RefSeq names its product FERM, ARH/RhoGEF and pleckstrin domain protein 2 (gene FARP2). Gene Ontology annotation, molecular function: cytoskeletal protein binding; guanyl-nucleotide exchange factor activity. Lineage: Eukaryota; Metazoa; Chordata; Mammalia; Eulipotyphla; Soricidae. Gene Ontology annotation, cellular component: cytoskeleton. The record is from RefSeq and is a predicted model, not a curated record. The transcript is spliced from 23 exons.
AUGGGGGAGAUAGAGGGCACCUACCGAGCCCUGCAGACCCCCGAAGCGCGUCUGGGCACUCAGACGAUGCCCAUGGGCAUGAGCACCCUGGAACCUGGCCAGGGUCUCGGGGCUGUGACUGUGGCCAGUAGUACGCCGGAGAAGCUCCUUCCUGUGCGGGUGAGACUGCUAGACGACUCCAUGGAGACCUUUGCCACUGAGCCCAAGAGCCAUGGCCAGGCCCUGCUGAACUCUGUGUGGAAGCGUCUGAACCUGGUGGAAUACGACUAUUUUGGGCUGGAGUUCCAGAAUGUUCCAUCUCACUGGAUCUGGCUGGAUCCUGCGAAAUCUGUCAUAAGACAAGUACGAAGGCCAAAGAAUACAGUGCUGCAGCUGGCGGUCAAGUUCUUCCCCCCUGACCCUGGUCAGCUGCAGGAAGAAUAUACUCGGUACUUGUUUGCAUUGCAGCUGAAGAGAGACCUUCUGGAGGGGCGACUGACCUGCGCCCUCACCACUGCAGCACUCCUGACCUCCCACCUCCUGCAGGCUGAAAUUGGUGAUUAUGAUGAAACCCUGGACCGGGAGCACCUCAAAGCCAAUAAGUACCUGCCCAGCCAGGAGCACUCUCUGGAGAAGGUUCUGGAAUUCCAUCAGAAGCACGUGGGCCAGACGCCGGCUGAGUCCGAUUUCCAGGUGCUGGAGAUCGCCCGAAAGCUGGAGCUGUAUGGUGUCCGGCUGCACCCCGCUGCUGACAGAGAGGGCGCCAGGAUCAGCCUGGCCGUGUCCCACAUGGGUGUCCUUGUGUUCCAGAGCACAACCAAAAUCAACACUUUCAACUGGUCUAAGGUGCGCAAACUGAGCUUCAAGAGAAAGAGGUUUCUCAUCAAGCUCCACCCAGAGGUCCAUGGACCCCACCAGGACACACUGGAGUUCCUCAUGGGGAGCAGAGAUGAGUGCAAGAACUUCUGGAAGACCUGUGUGGAGCAUCAUGCCUUCUUCAGGCUGCUUGACCAGCCCAAGCCCAGAGCAAAAGCAGCCUUCCUCAGCAGGGGCUCCUCCUUCCGAUACAGUGGAAGAACUCAGAAACAGUUGGUGGAUUAUAUCAAAGAUGGCGGAAUGAAGCGAGUUCCAUAUGAAAGAAGAUUCAGCAAGACUCAGCUGUCAGUUCAGGGCCUGCAGCGGCAGGCCAUGCCACAGGCACAGGCCAAGCUAUGCUGCAGGGAGCUGGGGGUACCCGGCCCUCGGGGCCCCCGCAGGAAUCUGUGCUUGGGCUAUUUGCUGCAGAGGCCACAGAGUGUGUCACUACCUGAGGCAUUGAGGACUCCAGUGGGGCUCUCCAUGCCUCGGGCCCCCUUCUCUGACCCUGCCUCCCCUCUGACACCUGCUGGCUUUCCUGACCUCGAGGACCGAAGCUGCUGCCAUCCCCCAGCAGAUCCCUUGACAGAGAGGAGCAGAGUGGCUGCCCGAGUCCCCGACACUGGCCGGGCACAGCCCCCCGGGGUCCCCGUGCUGCAGCCAGGCCCAGGUGCUGGGUGGGGUCCCAUGGUGAGGGGGUGCAGCAGUCCCAGUGCCUUUGGCCCAGAGCCCGGUGGGAGUGGCAAGGGGCACAGGCUGGCCAGUGGGCCCCUGCACAGCUGUGGAGGCCCCGUCUCGGUGCUCGCCAACGUCCCACUGCAGGUGUCCGAGGAGUUCAUAGACGAUGACCCUGCAGAGAUCUCUUUCUUUGCUGGUGGCUCCGAAGCCUUUGGCUUCCCCUAUGGUGGCGCCACCCUCCAAAGGCACCCGCACUCGGCUCAGUCCAGCCCAGACAGGUACUCCACAGAGGCCGUGCACCUGGAUGCCGAGGACAGCUGUAACUCAGAUGGGGAACCACGCAGCUUGCUCCCUGAGGAUACAUCAGAGCUGCUGCGUGUAAAGGCUCAGGCCAGCCUCUUACAGAGCCUGCUCAGCCCCUCAGACACCAGCUCACUUCGGAACAGCCCCUCUCAGAGCAGCUCCCUCGGACACCUGCCGCUGCUUGCGCUGUCCAUGCACACGCCCAGCUCGGCUGGCCAGUCCGAGGCCAGCUCCAUGGCCAACUUUCCUGCUGGCUCCUCCGUGCGCUCCGAGUCCAGCUCAGCCUUUCAGUUCUCUGAUAUCCUAGAUCAGCUGGAGCAGCUCAGUGGUCUGCCCGCAGCGGGUGAUGGCUCCAGUCACAGUGAAGCUGAGUCCUGGGACUCUGAGGCCGAGUCCCCCGUAGACGUCAGCCUCUUCCUCGGCCACCGUUUUGCACAGCCCACAGGCGACAGGCUGGACCUGGCGCCUGAUUGGCAGAGCGGUGGCAUGAAUGUGCUCAGUGGUGGAUUUGCCUUGCAGGAAGUCAAGCUGGGUUCCAUCCCCAGAACCCUACAAGGUCCCCCAGCCCUGCUGAAAGUGAUACCUGAGCCACUCGGAGACAAGAUGCCUCUGCCAAUGGGGCUCCCAGCUGUCCAUACCCAGAGUCCAGUCUGGUACAGGGCGCCACUUACAUCUCAUCUCCCACAGGGCUUCAGCAGCCACUUCCAGGAGAAUGACAAGGUGUUGGCCGAGCUGCAAAGGGCCAGGAGGCACACCAAGAAGCUGGAGGCCGUGUGCAGAGACUUCGAGCUCCAGAGAGUCUGCUACUUGCCACUCAGCACCUUCCUGCUGAAGCCCCUCCAGCGGCUGGUGCAGUACUGCCUGCUGCUGAGCCGAUUCUGUGAGAACUUCCCUCCAGAGCACUGUGACUCGGCCAACUGCCAUGCUGCCCUUGUGGCUAUCACGGACAUGACCCCCAGUCUCGAGCCAAGCCUCGACUGUCUAGAGAACCUUCAGGUGCUGACAGAGCUGCAGCGGGACCUGGUCAGUGUCCAAGACCUUGUCAGCCUAGGCAGGGAGCUCAUCCGUGAGGGCAGCCUGCACGAGCUCACCAGGAAGGGUCUGCAGCAGAGGCUGUUCUUCUUGUUCUCAGACAUGCAGUAUGUGAGCAGAGGCCCAGGAGAGAGCAGGUUCCAGACCCGGAGCCUCGUCCCACUGCAUGGCGUGCAGUUGAGUCCACAGGGCCUACUCCUGCCUCCCAUCCCAUCCCAUCCCCUUAGCCUAUCCUGUCUCCGGAGCACCACCAGGGGUGAUCCCUGGGUGCAGAAACAGGAGAAAGCCCUGAGCACUACCAGGAGUGGCCCCAAAACCAAACUGGACUGGAGUAGUAGCACAGUGGGAAAGGCACUUGCCUUGCAUGCAGCUGACCUGGGUUUGAGACUCAGCAUCCCAUAUGGUCACCCAGUUUAUGCAAUGUCUAAGUGGAGAGAGAGUGUCCAACCUGUCCUGCACAGCUUUGCCAUCUGCAACCUACACAGGACCAUCGUGGUGGCAGCCAGCACUCAGCUGGAGAAGGAAAAAUGAACCCGAGACCUGAACGCCACCAUCCAAGUGGCCAGUGAUGGAGGAUGGUCUGACAAAGUGUUUCUGGAGCAGGAGGCCCAACAGGACACAUUUGGAGCACACGGUGCCCAGACCCUGGCUGACUCCAUGGCACACGUGUGCUGGAGCCGCAACACCAGCAUCUCUCGGGCAGACUGCAGAACUGCUGUUCAGAACCAGCUGUCGGGCUACCUGCUGAGGAAGUUCAAGAACAGUGACGGCUGGCAGAAACUCUGGCUGGUCUUCACCAAUCUAUGCUUGUUCUAUAAAAACCACCAGGAUGACCACCCACUGGCCAGCCUCCCACUGCUGGGCUACAAAGUGAGCAUGGCGAGGGCUGCUGACGGCAUCCACAAGCGCCACAUCUUCAAGCUGCAGUUCAAGGCCCACAUCUACUUCUUCCGUGCCGAGGACAAGUUUGCAUUCAGGAGGUGAUGCGCAGUGGGCUGAGGGCUGAGGGUUGGGGGGCUCCCAGCAUAAAUCUGCCCAUGCAAGUGAGGCAUCUCUGGCAGGUGCAUGGAGGUGAUCAAGACAGCCUGCAGCUCUGCCCAGUAGCUGGGUCCCUCUGAGAGGACAAGAGCAGAGCAACUGCAUCUGGUCCCUCACCCGAGUCUUCCAGAGCCAGAUGGUGUUUGUACAGUGACAUCAGGGAUAAACUGAGGGGGCCUAUGGGAGUGGGGGGACUUCACGACCUCUAUUCUGAGACGUGGCCUGUCCAGGCCAGAAUAAAGAUGCUGCCCAGGUUUGCUUGUCCCGUCCGUCCUCUGUCCUCAGGAGCCAGUGGGUGUGUCUUCAAUUCAGGUCUUUAUUCAGAGUGGCAGGAGCUGCCCAUGUUCUAGGAAAACUAACAGACAGGCUACAAGGGACGAAGGGAGUUCAGUUCUCUUAAAAAACCACAUUCUGGCCAACACGAGCACGGCAGACACACGGCACCUGAGCCAACACCACGAGGCAGAAACCAGCCGGCAAGGGUGACCUGGCGAGGGCGGUGGGGGGCAGACCUGUGGGCUGACCACUCCCAGGCCUGAGGGCCAUGGCUGCGGAGACAC